UUAUGGUUUGAUAUUCGGUGAUCGUUACCACUGCAAGCUUAGAAGAUUGCGUUCGAAAGAUGCAAGAAGCGGAUUCUGCCUCCGAACUGCAGAGAGGCCAGCAGGUUGGUCAACGUCUGAGGAAUCUUAGAGAGCGGGCAAGUGAUUCUUUCCAUCUCACGCCAUCUAGACUCCGUUAUCGGAUGCGCUUGUCUCCAUCGACUAGCCCUUAUGUACCUAGUAGGCCGGUGCCCAAUCGCUCCUUCCGUUAUAUGUUCCACCUUCGAGUCAACAACACCUUAGAGCCAAGGACUUGAUUCCCUAAGCGGCUCUUGACUGUGGGCAUUGAUGUAGGCAGCAGUUGCUGUCGAGCGUUUUUUUCUUUCCGAGUCAUUUCCCAGUUUCACGAUAAAGACAAAGAGAAACAAACAAGGACAUAUCAAAACGAGGAGCUGAGGUAUCUGAAGAUCAUGGAGCUGAAUGAAACCCACAGUUCUAGUGUUUUCGACCGCCGCACCGAAGGAGGCAUUGUCGUCUUCAAUAAGAACUUCCGCACCAUUACGUUCUCAGAUAAUGGCUUCAAUGUCAGAUUCACCGUGUUUGGCCCGGAUGUUUCAAGCCAACCUCGGAAAUUAAAUAAAGUGACGGUUGGGCAGUUCGAAUUCCGGCUUCUCUCCAAGCCAGAAGUCCCGUCUCCAACGACCCGGAACACGAGGUGUCGCCGUCUCCACGGGCAACCUCCGGCUUCUCGCCCUCAACAAGUUCGCUCCUGCGAGGCCGCAUCUGCUUCCUCUCGCGCAGGACGGUUUCCGGGGACAGUACGAGGCGCGCGACGGCGACGACAUCGGGGCACUGUGGCAGGUCCUACCUGGCCAUCUUCAACUGCGACGUCGACAGCGGAUGCAGCCGACUGCACAAGCACAUGCAGAUCUUGCCGGCUCCCGACGCCGAGCAGUUCGUCCUGUGGCCGGACGUGGUCCACGACCCUCAGCCUAUCGCUCGGUCCGGGUCUGCGCCGGUGCCUUCAAGUGCUUUCUACACAGGUUUAAGCACGGGUUUCCCCCGGCCGACGCCAUUUUAGUCAUUUAUCAACGGCUUCUUCGCCAGACGGAGGACGUCCUCGAUGCGUGUGGCCGGCCGGGGGCGGGGGCAACAAUCGGGCAGUGCCCCAUAAUGUGCUUCUCGACAAGAAGUGGAUUCUGGUCGUUCCGAGGCGAAUCGCUGGGUUGAGCGGAGCAGUUGCGAAUGCGGUCGCUACUAUGCUGGGAAUGGUGUGGGUGUCUGAUGAGGAGAAGUUGGGAAUUUGAUUCAGGCAGGGGCCUGCGCAAGUCCUCGCUCACGUCGGUAUACCGGCUGAUGCCGUUGAAGAGUACCGUGACAGCUGCUAGUCAACUCCGCAGAUAUGAGAGCGGCUGUGCAGGUUGCGGCCUAACCCAAUUUCCGCCGUUCCGCGUUGAUCCGAUCCCGAUGUGGUCGGUCGGCAUAGCCUCCAAACCCGGGGGGCCGGGUCUAAGCCUCGUUUCUGGCCAGUCGUCUGCACG
Molecule: messenger RNA, 1520 nt
Organism: Canariomyces notabilis
Lineage: Eukaryota; Fungi; Ascomycota; Sordariomycetes; Sordariales; Chaetomiaceae
Exons: 2
Coding region: 450-1028 (192 amino acids)
Source: RefSeq, a predicted model, not a curated record